Molecule: messenger RNA, 1623 nt
Organism: Xylona heveae TC161
Lineage: Eukaryota; Fungi; Ascomycota; Xylonomycetes; Xylonales; Xylonaceae
Product: malate synthase
Exons: 6
Coding region: 1-1623 (540 amino acids)
Biological process (GO): glyoxylate cycle
Cellular component (GO): peroxisomal matrix; cytoplasm
Molecular function (GO): malate synthase activity
Source: RefSeq, a predicted model, not a curated record
AUGGCAAGCGUUGAUGCUCUCCUCAAGGAUGUCAACAUCCAAGGAAAACUCAAUGAGAAGACCAAGACCAUCUUGAGCAAGGAAGCCACCGCUUUCCUUGCACUCUUGCACCGAACCUUUAACCCUACUCGCAAAGCGCUUCUCAAACGCCGCGAAGCCCGGCAAGCGGAGUUGGACAAGGGAGCCUUGCCCGACUUUUUGCCCGAGACGAAACACAUCCGUGAAGAUGCGGGUUGGAAGGGAGCUCCUCCGGCCCCUGGACUUGUGGAUCGCCGAGUCGAAAUUACCGGUCCUACUGACCGCAAAAUGGUCGUCAAUGCGCUGAAUUCCAAUGUUUGGACUUAUAUGGCUGAUUUCGAAGACUCCAGCGCACCGACUUGGGAUAAUAUGAUUAACGGACAAGUCAACCUCUAUGAUGCAAUCCGUAAACAAAUCGACUUUAAGCAAGGCGAGAAGGACUACAAGUUGCGAACCGACCGCACGCUACCAACCUUGAUCGUACGUCCUCGUGGAUGGCACCUCGAGGAGAAGCAUUUCACCGUGGGUGGUGAACCCAUAUCGGGUAGUUUGUUUGACUUUGGUCUCUACUUCUUCCACAAUGCUCGCGAACUUAUCAAGCGGGGCACUGGACCCUACUUUUACUUGCCAAAGAUGGAAUCUCAUUUAGAAGCACGUCUUUGGAAUGACGUGUUUAAUGUUGCGCAAGAUUACAUUGCCAUGCCUCGGGGAACCAUCCGGGGCACGGUUCUGAUUGAGACCAUUCUGGCGGCAUUUGAGAUGGACGAGAUUAUUUACGAACUCCGUGACCAUUCGUCUGGUCUCAACUGCGGUCGAUGGGACUACAUCUUCAGUGUGAUCAAGAAAUUCCGGCAGAACCCCAAUUUUGUGUUACCUGACAGGUCCGCGGUAACGAUGACGGUGCCUUUCAUGGAUGCUUACGUCAAGCUGCUCAUCAAGACCUGUCACCGACGAAGCGUGCAUGCCAUGGGUGGCAUGGCUGCUCAGAUUCCCAUCAAGGACAACAAGGAGGCCAACGAUGCGGCCAUGAAGAACGUUUAUGCUGACAAGCUCCGGGAGGCGACUGCUGGCCACGACGGCACCUGGGUUGCGCACCCUGCUCUCGCCAGUAUUGCGAUCGAAGUGUUCAACAAGCACAUGCCCACACCCAAUCAGAUGUUCGUCCGCCGUGAGGAGGUCAAUAUCACUCAGAAAGACCUUUUGAAUAUGAAUUUCCCUGGAAAGAUUACCGAAGAGGGCAUUCGAAAGAAUCUGAACAUUGGUCUUGGUUAUAUGGAGGGCUGGUUGCGUGGCGUUGGCUGUGUUCCUAUCAACUACCUCAUGGAAGACGCUGCUACCGCAGAAGUCAGCCGCAGUCAGCUGUGGCAAUGGUGCCGUCAUGGCAUUACCACCGCUGACGGCAAGAAGGUUGACAAGGCUUAUGCUCAGAAGCUUUUGAAGGAACAAGCCGAUGAGCUUGCCUCUAAAGCCCCCAAGGGCCAUAAAUUCUACGAAGCGGCGCACUUUUUCUCUGGACAAGUUACUGGCGAAGAUUACGCCGAGUUCUUGACCACGCUUCUCUACGACGAAAUCACUACGGUAGGACGCACCACAGCUAAACUGUGA